Molecule: messenger RNA, 4875 nt
Organism: Helicoverpa zea (corn earworm)
Lineage: Eukaryota; Metazoa; Arthropoda; Insecta; Lepidoptera; Noctuidae
Product: nucleolar complex protein 4 homolog B
Exons: 10
Coding region: 42-1598 (518 amino acids)
Biological process (GO): ribosome biogenesis
Cellular component (GO): Noc4p-Nop14p complex; small-subunit processome; nucleolus
Source: RefSeq, a predicted model, not a curated record
GUCUUUCCGCUCCUGUCUGACAAAUUCUUUUCAAUACAAAAAUGGCUGCUGUGCAACCAAAUUUAUCAAAAAUGAUUUCGGCGCAGCUACGCAAUAAAGCAAAUGAGUUUUUAACUUCCAGGAAACAUGCCAAUAAUCUUGCCGAUAUCCUUCAGAUGUUUGAGGCAGAGACGGACAAUUAUACGCCUUUGCUGCUUACUGUAGAAGUGAUAUUUACUGAGCUAUUGAGACGAGGUGAUUUGAUAGAAGGAAUCGUCCCCCUCAAACCAGCAGACCGGAGCCCCGAGGCAGAAUACACGCGAUGGCUGCGCGAAUGCUUCGAGGCGGCUCAGACGCGGGCGCUGGAAUGCAUCCGUCGCGGCCGCACCAGCUCCCGGCUCCAGGCCCUCGUCACCGCCUGCAAGCUGAUGCAGGCUGAGGGGAAACAUCCUCUGGAAACUUCUAAUGGGUAUUACUUCCCGUCGCUUCGACUCAAGAACAUAUUCAGCGUUUUGCUGGACUCUGAGAUAUCGAUGUCGGCGCCCAUAGCUCGCUUUCAGGAGUUCACCGAGUACAGGGAUGUGCAACAGUACGGACUCAAAGUGCUCUCCACGCUCGCUUAUCGCAAGUCGCCAACAUCAGUAUACAUGCAGAACUACUUGGAACUCCUUGACAAACUGUUGGUGUGCGAGAUCGCAACGGAAACAAAGACCAAAAGCAAAGAGCGUGACAAUGACGAGAAGGAAGAAAAACUGCUUUGUGGCACUGAAGAUAAGGCUCCCUUCCCAUACAACCCGGGCGUCUGCCGUCGCUACGCGAACCGUUGCUGGGGCUUCGCGUGCCAGUGGCCGCUGUGCUCGGACUCGCGCACCCACCGCCGCGCGCUGCUGCUGCUGGUGGAGCGCCUCAUGCCGCUGCUCACCCGCCCCCACCUCGCCACUGACAUGCUGUGUGACAGCCUGGAUGCUGGAGGCCCCAUCAGCAUGCUAGCGCUGCAAGGAGUUCUAGAACUGGUUCGGCGCCACAACAUCGAUUACCCGGAUAUGUACGACCGGCUGUACGCCAUGUUCGAGCCGGAGAUGUUCGCCACCCGGUACAAACGCCGGCUCAUGCAUCUGGCCGAUAUCUUCCUUAGUUCCACUCACUUACCGGAGGGCCUGGUGGCUGCGUUCGCGAAGCGGCUGUCGCGGCUGUCGCUGGUGGCGGCGCCCGAGGACGCGGUGGGGCUGCUGCAGCUGGUGGCCAACCUGCUGCUGCGCCAUCCCGCGCUCAAGCGCAUGAUCUGUCUCGAGGACACGCCCGCUAUCAUGUCAAACGACCCAUACGUGAUGGAAGAGACAUGUGCGAGUGGGUCUCGAGCGCUGGGCUCGUCGCUGUGGGAGGUGGUAGCGCUGCAGCGCCACGCAGCGCCCGCGCUGUCCGCUGCCGCCGCCACCGUGCUCGCUGCAGCCGCUGCGAGGGCACAGCCACAUGCGCUGGCACCGCCUGAUGCUGCACAGUCGUUCGACGCGGAACUAAAGAAGAGGUUCAAGACGAUAGAGAUGAACUUCGUGCGGCCACAAGGCAUGAGCACGCCGUCUGGCGAGCGAGUGAUGCAGUACUGGGAGCUGAUGGCCUGAACUCCGCAGUAAGCUCCGCUGCUCUCUCGCAUUUACACCCUACGCGCGGCAGGACGCCGACGGACCGGCCAACCCGGUCGGUCCUACCGUCGGUCGGACCAACUCCUGCCGCCUGUAGGGUCAGGCCCGGUUGCUUGCAAAGUUUUGUUGAUAUCAGAGUUGUAUCAGUAGAUUAUCGUUAGAUAGUAAUUAUUAUUGUGUCUGGUUAUUUGAAGUAUUUUACGAGUAUUGCUUUACAACUCUGUUUUAGACUUAGCUUUUGAGAUAUUUAUAUUCCCCCAACUAACUUUGAUUAUGUUAGGACGACACGUUGCAACACUUCAGUAGUUGAUCAAACGAUUCGCCUAAACAGCUGCUGAUUUUUGAAAUUGUAGAUAUUUUGGUCUUCCCGCAACCGCAGUCAAAAUUGCAUGAUCGACACUGGUAUUGAUCAUUCAAUUUCGAUACAAACACACAGGUAUCACUGCAUUUUACAGCAGAGUGUACACCUAUAGAACGUAGCUGUAAUGAAUAUUAGGCCUAGCUGUGUAGCCAUUUUGUUCCGCUUCACCCUUAUUUAAAAAUAUUAAUUAAAAAACAAGUUAACUGUUGAGGAUAAUGACUACAUUGUAAGAAUUAGCUCUUUAUACAAUUUAAUUUAUGAUAUACAAGGAUCCUAUUUGGUAGCGUUUUAAAAGUAUUGCCAGUGAAAGCGAUUCCACUUCCUAAACUAAAGAUAACACAAGAUAUUGAUAUAAUGAUAAAGUCGAUAGUUGUAAGGUUUUUAAUAAAUUUUGCACUCUAAUGUUAACGUUGUAACGUAGGAGAAUUUGUUGUACUUUCGUUAUAAUUUUAUUUUUUUACGAACGACUUGAACGUCUGUGAUUGUUGGGCCUGGCGUCGGUAGUCAGCUAAAAUGAACUUUAUUUAUUUAUAAUAGUUUGUAAACGUAUUUAGUCAAAUAUAAUGUUAUUUCAAUAUCCAGCUGGAUAUUUAGGAGUUUUAACUUUAGUGUAAAGAAUUCUAAUUUAAAAAUUAAGUAAAUUAUGUCUGAUAUAGUUUAUGUUUAAGUAAUAAACUAACUUAUUAUGUAUAGUGUUUGCUGUAAGCUAACUACCGACAUCUGGGUGCGUGAGUUAUGCGCCGGUAUAAAGCGUCCUCCAGACUACUUGCAAAGAAUGCCGAGGUUGGGCGGAUACAGAGAGUGUGGAAAGUUCUUUAGCUUUGCUUCGCUAUACUCCAUACAUCAUUGGGUCCGAUCUACUUUUUCAAGUACCGAGUGACUUCGCGAGUAGUGUGAAAGAUUGAUGCCGUCGUAUGACAAACGCAUAGUUCGUUAUAGAAUAGUAAGUGAAUGACGCGUGUCAGGGUGGACUAACGAAAAUAUAUAGAUUAGUAUUUAUUUCUAAAUAGUCAUGACAAAAUAGUACUAUGUGAGGAUCGAAAUUGAUGUAUGUAUGUGUAUGCUUUAGGCAAGUGAACAUCCUCUGAAAUUCGAUUAUUAUCGAUUGAUAUAUCAAAAUUAUAAAUUAUCGAUAUUUAUUCGAGUCGGGUUCCUCUAAAACUUUAUCUACAUAACCGUUAGAAACAACUCAAACAAACACGGUAAUACAGGGAAGUUUUGCUACUAAAUUCCAAGUAGCAACACGUUGACACGCCUAAUUCACUAGGUCAAGCCGACAUCGAUAUGUCUGAAGCACGGAGUAAGCUAAUAUGAGCGGAGAUGCCAUAAUGAAGGUAGGUCAGGCUCCCCCUUAUAGGUCCAAAUAUGUACCGUGGGCAUGACCAAAAACGUUCAUUUAUGAGUGAACUAUCGAGGCGUUCCGGUUCUUUGAGACGUCUGUCAACGAUUUUUGGUAUACCAAAAAUUUUUCGGGUCCAAAGAAGGCGUGUAAGGGCGAAGACAGUAACGUUCCUCGUCCCCCGCAUUUUGGUGCGCUACUUUCUUAAGAGAUUUACCAUUAUGGCACCUCUGCUAGUCAUUUUGUUCUCCAUGGUUUGUAGGUACACAGUCGCGUCUUCCCAGCACUAACAUUACCUUAGUUUUCAUUCCAAGGCGAAUAUUUUCUUCCUAGUGUUGAUUAAGGUUUCAUGUUGAAUAGGAAUCUAUUUUGUUGUAAUGUUAUUUUUUAAUUGGACAGCUCUGAUCGUGGGUGUGGUGAAAUUUAAAAUGGAAAUUAUUUUAUUAGGAGUGUUUAAUGAUUUGUGAAUGAGCUGUUGAAGCCGUCGAAAUGGGUUUGGACCAAGUUUGUAUAACAAAGUACUCGAAUAAAAUCGAAAGAUUAGUUAUUGAUUCACCACAAACUCGUGACGGAGCUUAUUUAUAUUGUCUGAUAUCAUGUUAUUGCGAUCAACUGUAUCAGGUAUAGUGACAAGCAACCGCCAUAUUUAUUUAACUUUAUUGUUAUAAUUAGUUAUUUGACAAGCCUCGCAGACUUGGGCGCGGUUGGCUUUCCGUUAUUAUAUAAAAGAUGGGUCAGAAUAUACACAAUAUAUCGAUAGAUGAUUGAAAAUAUAAUGUCGAUAUGGGUCGUAACUUUUAUCAAUAUCGAUAUAGUUGUAUCCAUCCCUACACUAUAAUGCCCUCUACUUACCAUUAUUGUCAAUUAAAUUGACAUAAAAUGACCAUUUUUUCUGCCUACCGAACUCUAAAUAAUAUUGGCCAGUGAUUAUAAUAAAUAAGUAUACACUUAGUGCAAUAUUGUUCGGAGCAUUUUGUACGUUUUUACAAUAUUCUAGUCUGGUGUUUAAAAAUAAGUCAAAAGUUGGUAUAUGAAAAACAGCGAUGAUUUUAUGUGAUUGUUUUCUUAUUAUUUUCGUAAUUUACGAAGAAACUUUUUUGUUUUUGAUCAUGUCAAGUUACUUCCGUAAGUCGAUACUUCCAUAGACAAAGUUCAAAACUUUUUACCUCAGUAUGUAACAUGUUCCCAUCUUCACAGCACAUCAGAAAUAUUAAGUAAAAAAACAUUUAUACCACUUUUAUACUGAAUAUUGCGUGUCUAAUUAAUAAUUAUGUUUAUUGUUCUAAUUUAAGAAUUCACACCAUUAUUGUAAGGGUGAGUUGCACCAUUUAACUAUAACGAUAACCGAAUAUAAUAACCAACGCGUGUACUAGCCGCCCAUUGUCAAAUCGGCAACUUCACAACUGCCUCUUGUCAAAUCGGCAAUUUGACAGCAGUCUAUUGUCAAAUCGAUAAUUUGACAACUGAAAAUGGUUCGGUUAUCGUAAUAGGUAAGGGGUACAACUCACCGUAAGUGUUAUAUCCAGUACACAAUAGCUUUGGAAGUCUUCCAAUGG